CUCGCCCGGCUUUCUCGCUGUCAAACAGCUGCGGAGGGACGGCCAGGGCCGGAGCCCGAGGGUGCCGGACACCGCGCUGCCUGGAGAGACCAUUCUGACAGUGCACCGUGCGAUUGAAGGCUCCCGGAAUAUUUUGCGGCCUGAGGACCCAAUUCACCCAAGGUGCCACAGGACGUAUUCGUUUCUGCACAGCCCUGGGACCUUCCCGAAUUUUUCAGCUUUGAAGCUACUUGACAUCAAGCCAGUUUUGCAUCGCUUGCCUAGGACCCUUGAACUCUGGAUUUGCACUGCUGAGGGACUGCCCAGUUGAAAUUGCACAAAGCAUAGCUCAAGCUUGCACCGGAAGGAAAGUGAACCUAGGCCACCGUGCGUGGCUCAGGAGUGGGAGAAAUGAUGGAUUCCUGAAGUAGAAGAGGUGGUGUGGAGCGGGCAUUGCCCAUGCUGCCCUGCUUCCAACUGCUGCGCAUAGGGGGCGGCAGGGGCGGUGACCUCUACACUUUCCACCCCCCAAGCGGGACAGGCUGCACUUAUCGUUUGGGCUGCAGGGCUGACCUGUGUGAUGUGGCCCUGCGGCCCCAACAGGAGCCUGGCCUCAUCUCUGGAGUCCAUGCGGAACUGCACGCUGAACGCCAGGGUGAUGACUGGAGGGUCAGCCUGGAGGACCACAGCAGCCAAGGGACUUUGGUCAACAAUGUCCGACUCCCAAGGGGUCACAGGCUGGAGUUGAGCGAUGGUGACCUUCUGACCUUUGGCCCUGAAGGGCCCCCAGGAACCAGUCCCUCGGAGUUCUACUUCAUGUUUCAGCAAGUCCGAGUCAAACCUCAAGAUUUUGCUGCCAUUACCAUCCCAAGAUCUAGGGUAGAAGAGGGAACUGGGACUGGUUUCCGGCCCAUGCUGCCUCCCCAGGGGGCUCCACAGCGUCCCCUCAGCAACCUGUCCCCUGCACCAAAAGCCACACUGAUCCUCAAUUCCAUUGGCAGCCUCAGCAAGCUCCAGUCCCAGCCCCUCACCUUCUCCAGGAGUGGGGGUAGGCCACAGAGCCUGCCUCCUCAUACUCACCAUGGGGAAAGGGGGACCACCCCUUCUGCCCCAACCCCAAGAAAUCGGAGGAAAUCAGCUCACCGAGUGUUGGCAGAAUUAGAUGACGAAAGAGAGGCUCCUGAGAGCCCCCCAGUCCUUAGAGAGUCCAGGAAGAAACUCUGUGUAGAGAAGACCCCACUGACACCCGGUGGAAAUCUACUUGAGCACCCUCCGAAGCACCCAGUGAGCACCCAUGUGACUCCCCAUGUGGUUGGGGGCAGGGAGCCCUGUGCAGCCCCUUGUUGCUGCCUACCCCAAGAAGAGACAGUGGCUUGGGUUCAAUGUGAUGGAUGUGACCUCUGGUUCCAUGUGGCCUGUGUUGGCUGCAGCAUCCAGGCUGCCAGGGAGGCUGACUUCCGGUGCCCAGGGUGUCGUGGGCGUCCAGACCGAAGGCCACCACCGAGGGGCCAGAGGAUAGAGCUGGCUCCUGUUGGCCACAGGUGGACACCGUGGAACACUAGUGGAUCCUAAGAAAUGCCUCUUCUUCCCUUGCCUCCUCAGGAGGGAAUGACUACAGGGCAGGGUCCACUGCUAUGAAUUCAAGGUCUGAAACAGGCCCUCAUGGCCAAGGUGACAGAAGAGAUGGUUUCCUGCCAUGGAUAAUACUGCCUUCAGGAAGUUGCUAGUGAGCUGGAAAUUCCCUGUUACAAGUCAUAGAUCCUACUGUCAUGGACACUAGAAUGUCUGAUCAGAGUGCUUAUCAACUGCAGAGACCAUCCAUGACUGGAAGAUGUGAGACCCAGACCCAAACGAGCCAAGUUCUCAACUUGGAUGGCACCAUGUAAGACAUCUGGGAAAACCUAGGACACAGCUCCCAAACUCUAAUCCUACCACUGACCAUUAUUGUGGC
This is a messenger RNA of Molossus molossus (Pallas's mastiff bat), 1930 nucleotides long. RefSeq names its product transcription factor 19 (gene TCF19). Gene Ontology annotation, molecular function: protein binding. NCBI's taxonomy places the organism in Eukaryota, Metazoa, Chordata, Mammalia, Chiroptera, Molossidae. Gene Ontology annotation, cellular component: nucleus. Bases 439 to 1551 code for a protein of 370 amino acids. Gene Ontology annotation, biological process: regulation of gene expression. The record is from RefSeq and is a predicted model, not a curated record. The transcript has 4 exons.